Chrysoperla carnea is the source of this 1392-nucleotide messenger RNA. RefSeq names its product rRNA methyltransferase 3, mitochondrial. Lineage: Eukaryota; Metazoa; Arthropoda; Insecta; Neuroptera; Chrysopidae. The record is from RefSeq and is a predicted model, not a curated record. Gene Ontology annotation, biological process: RNA processing. The coding region runs from base 31 to 1392 and encodes 453 amino acids. The transcript has 7 exons. Gene Ontology annotation, molecular function: RNA binding; RNA methyltransferase activity.
UAACCUUAAAAUUUAAAUUAUACAUUGACAAUGUCAUUAAAUACUAUUUUCUUUACUAAUUUGAAACAACAAUCAGUGUUAAGAGUAAUAACUCGACAGUAUGCUAGAUGGUCACAUCGAAGACCAUUAAAAGUGUAUCCAAGUAAUUUAGAAAAUUCUACUGACAACAUACAAAAUGAUCUUCCUAGUGAAACUCGAAAAAUCCGAAUACCUCGUUCACAAUUGAAUGUAAAAGAUGCAGAUCAACUUAUACAGUCUGCUAAGAAGCUUAAAGUACCUAAAGAUCAAUCAAUUUCUAUAGCAAACAUCUCGGAUUCAGUUCCAUUGGAUGAAGAGAAAAAUACCAACUCCGAUGUAUAUCGCGUUAAAAAUGAAGAUGGUAAAUUUUCGUUCGAAAAAAUGAAACGAAAUGAUAAAAAAUUAAGUACUUUGAUGAUGGACGUUAAAUUUCGAAAACAACGGGAACGUUUUAAUAUUGUUUUAUUGGAAGGUACACGAUUGAUUCGUGAUGCUUUGUUAGCGAGUUGUAAACCUCGAACGAUACUCUUUAGCCGUAUGAGUGAAUUAAAAAGUGUACAAGAUUUGUUACCGAAAGAGAAUGUUAGUUUGUAUCAAGUGCCGUAUAAUGACUUACAACUUUGGUCUUCAUUGAAAACUUCACCCGGCAUCAUGGGAAUAUUUGAAACACCAGAUGUAUCCAAAAUCAAAACCGAAUAUAAUGACCUACCUGUAACCGUUGUCUGUGAUAAUAUUCGAGAUCCUGGUAAUUUGGGAGCUGUCAUACGAUGCUCAGCAGCGGUUGGAUGUAAAAAAUUACUAUUAACAAAAGGAUGUGUUGAAUUGUGGGACUUAAAAGUUCUUCGCAGUGCAUCCGGUGCACAUUUUCGAAUAGCUAUUGAACAAAAGCAAUCUUGGAGUGAUAUACAAAAUGAAAUCGGUAGAGAUUCAUCAAUUUUUAUCGCCGAUAACAACCUAAAUAUAUACCCGUCAUUAGUGUCUGCAACUUACAAUGAUUUUCAAUAUUAUAAUUGUCCAGAAAUUACCGUAAUUGUUGGUGGGGAAACACAGGGUGUAAGUAAUGAGGCCUAUUUAUUGGCUGAACAGAAAUCGGGGGCACGAUUACAUAUACCACUUUCAAAUGGGAUUGAAAGUUUAAAUAUCGGUACUGCAUUAGCUGUGAUUUUGUAUGAAAUGAGACGACAGAUUAGUCCUAUUACAUUGCGAAAUAAUCAAUCGAAUCCAAAAAAAGAAAUAAUCAAUGUUUCAUUGCAUAAUACACCAUUUAUAGAAGAUCAAAGAGUUUGUUCGGAUCGUAUUGUUCUUUUAAUCACAAAGGAAGAAGCUGCCGUAUUUUUAUAUACAUUUUUAGUAUGCUCAGUACUUUGUGAUUAA